Messenger RNA from Fonsecaea multimorphosa CBS 102226, 2532 nucleotides. RefSeq lists its product as uncharacterized. Gene Ontology annotation, cellular component: preribosome, small subunit precursor; nucleus. The record is from RefSeq and is a predicted model, not a curated record. Gene Ontology annotation, molecular function: GTP binding; U3 snoRNA binding; GTPase activity. The transcript is spliced from 2 exons. Gene Ontology annotation, biological process: maturation of SSU-rRNA from tricistronic rRNA transcript (SSU-rRNA, 5.8S rRNA, LSU-rRNA); endonucleolytic cleavage of tricistronic rRNA transcript (SSU-rRNA, 5.8S rRNA, LSU-rRNA); ribosome biogenesis. NCBI's taxonomy places the organism in Eukaryota, Fungi, Ascomycota, Eurotiomycetes, Chaetothyriales, Herpotrichiellaceae. The coding region runs from base 1 to 2532 and encodes 843 amino acids.
AUGGCACACACCACUACUUCUGUCCAUCACCACAGAAGCACGACAAAAGUCGACCAUAAACCCUUCAAGUCACGGUUUGCCUCCAAGAGCGCCUUGAAGGACCAGGCAAAGGGUAAAGUCGAGAUUCAACGGCCAGAGAAGGGCCAGCGAAAGACUCCUCACCAACAAGUCAUGUCGAAACUGGCCCGACGCAACCAAGCCAAGCAACUGCGCAUGCACCACAAGGAGAAGAAGGAGGGGGAAGAGAUUAUAUUCCAAGGUGCCGACGGAGCACCAAAACACAUUGCAGUCGUGCCGCUUUCGAGUGACGUCGACCCAUACUCGGCCAUCAGAACACUGAAUGAAAGUGUCGACGUCUCGGAUCCCAAUGUCUCCUCUGGUACGGUCCCUGUCCGGGUUGACCGCUUCCGCCGCAACCUCCUCUAUCUACCUGCCAAAUUCGACCUCCUCAACGCGCUGGACAUCUGCAAGCUUGCAGAUUGGGUGAUUUUCGUUCUUGAUGCGGAGCAAAAGUACGGCGAAGAGGAGGAUCUAUUUCUGAGAUCGCUUGAAGGCCAAGGCAUCACCAAUGUAACCGCUCUCGUACACAACCUGGAUCAGAGAGUCCCCGCGCCGAAGAGGAUGCGACAUUUGACAGAGAUGAACAUGGCUCUGGGCCGCUAUUUCCCCGCUCUUGACAAAUUGUCCAGCCUGGACAGCAAGUCAGACUGCUCCAACCUGGUCCGACGGAUCUGCACAGCUUCGACGCGAGGGAUCCGAUGGCGGGAUGACAGGAGCUGGAUGCUGGUUGAGCAAGUCAAUUGGAGUACUCAGGUGGACGAAACAAAAGCGACCACCAACGUGACGCUAUGCGGGACGGUUCGUGGGAAAGCACUGAAUCCGGAUCGUCUGGUGCAUGUGCCAGGCUGGGGAGAUUUCCGGAUUUCCGCGGUCCGACAGGUGCCUCGCCAGGGGCAAAAGAGGAAGGCGGAGGAGAUGGACGCAGAGGAGCCCAUCAAGGAGUGGAAACCCACGGCGGACCAAGACGAUCUUGCAGAGCUGGCACCGGAAGAGGCCGACAUGCAGGAUGCGGCAAGCACUGUGGCCACCACCGAGCAUAAAGGGGUUCUCCUUGACGACCAUCACUAUUUCUCUGAUGACAACUCUCACAUACCUCCUCCGCCGAAGAAGCUUCCCCCAGGGACGUCCAACUACCAAGCAGCCUGGUUCCUGGAUGACGUCUCGGACUCGGAAUCCGACACGACCGACGACGAAGACCGGGACGGCGACGUAGCCAUGGAAGCAGAGCAGGAGUCAGCAACCGCCGGAGAAGGUGGCGGGAUGGUUCUCACCAACGCCGAAGACGGCGGCAGCACGAUCGAAGGGAAAGCACCCUCCGAAUACCCACAAUCGGAAAUGAACAUCGACGACGACAAUGACAACGAUAACGACGCGCCCCUCGAAGAGGAAGAAGAAGCGCGUCAGCUCGCAGAAUUCCGCGCCAGCCGCAGGAAGAAGGAAGCCGAAGAGGACCUGGAGUUCCCAGACGAGAUCGAGCUGCACCCGGACAUGGUCGCGCGCGAGCGGCUGGCCAAGUACCGCGGGCUGAAGAAUCUGCGGACGAGCGAGUGGAACCACGCCGAGGACGCGGCCCACGAGCCGGCCGAAUACAAGCGGCUGCUGCAGGUGCCCGAGUACCGGAAAGCGUACAACAGCGUGACGAAGGAGUCGUUGGCGGGAGCCGUGCUGGCCGGCACGAGAGUCGAUAUCGAGCUGCGCGACGUGCCGGUUUCGUUGCAGUCGAGCGCGCCGCAGCCGUCGUCCAUGUUCUCGCUGCUGAGGCACGAGCACAAACACGCCGUGAUCAACCUGAACGUGACGCUGCGCUCGGACCUUGAAGAGCCCAUCAAGUCCAAGGACGAACUGAUCGUCCAGAUCGGCCACCGGCGACUACUCAUCAACCCGGUCUUCUCGGCAGCAGGCCAGACGCCGAACGACGUGCAUAAAUUCGACCGCUUCCUGCACCCGGGCCGGACCGCGAUCGCGACCUUUACAGGUCCACUGACCUGGGGCUCUGUGCCAGUUUUAGUGUUUCAACGACAAUCCCCUCGCGAGUCAUCAGACGGAGCUGCAGGUAUCGAGACCGACGGCAACAUGGACACAACAGCGCCCGCGUUAAUCGACUUACAAACCCAUUCCGCACUUCCUUCCUCAUCCCCAUCCUCCUCUCUCCGCCUACUCGGCACAGCCACAACCCUCCCCCCGUCCUCCACACGCGUGAUCGCCAAACGCCUCAUCCUCACGGGCCACCCGUACAAGAUCCACAAGAAACUCGUGACGGUGCGGUACAUGUUCUUCAACCGGGCUGAUGUGGCGUGGUUCUCGGCCUUGCCGCUAUUCACGCGGAGGGGCCGGCAGGGUUUCAUAAAGGAACCGCUGGGGACGCAUGGGUAUUUCAAGGCCACCUUUGACGGGCGGAUCGGUCCGCUCGACGCUGUGGCUGUGGCGCUAUAUAAGAGGGUGUGGCCGCGGGCGGCGAGGGUGGUGGAUUGA